AUGAAGGGCCUCGCAAUCGCCCUCGCGGCGCUCGUCUCGUCGACAUGCGCGCAGUACAUGAAGACCCCAGCCGCGCCUCGGUACGCCGCCUCCCGCAGGGUCGUCUCGAGGCAGGAGGGUAACCAGACAGCCGGUGGCGCGUGGCCGUACGGACCCUUCAGCACCCGCGGCCGCGACAUCGUCAACAGCCGCGGCGAGGUCGUGACCUGGGCCGGCGUCAACUGGCCCAUGAGCGGAGAGACCAUGAUCCCCGAGGGCCUGGAAUGGGCAUCGGUCGACAAGAUCCUUGAUGACGUCGAGAGCGUCGGCUUCAACUACAUCCGCAUGGGCUACGCCAUCGAGAUGGUCGACCAGAUCUACGACCGCCAGGGCGAGGACGUGCCGCUCGAGGUCGCCAUGAUCACGGCGCUCGGCUUCGUCAACGGCACAAAGGUCACCAACGCCAUCAUCCGCAACAACCCGUCCUGGACGCGCGAGACGACGCGCUUCGAGAUCUGGUCCGACAUCACGGCCGCCGCCUACGAGCGCGGCAUCUUCAUCUCGCCCGACGUGCACGUCAGCAAGGCCAUGUGGUGCUGCUCGCACACGGACGGCAACGCCUGGUUCGACGACGUCAACUUCAACGCCACGCACUGGCGCCGCGGCCUCUCGUACGUCGCCGACUGGGCCAAGGCCCACCCCAACAUCGUCUCGCUCUCGCUCCGCAACGAGGUCCGCGAGUCGUGGAACGUCACGAACCUCUACUACAACUGGGACACCCUCGUCGGCAACUUCUCCGCCGGCGCCGACGCCAUCCACGCCGCCAACCCGGACGUCCUCAUCCUCUGGGGCGGCCUGCAGUACGGCCAGGACCUCUCGGCCCUGACGGCCGGCGCCAACUACCUCACGGCCCCCUGCUACAAGUGCACCGCCAUCCGCGACGCCGCCCGCCGCCCGCCCCGCGUCUUCGACGUCGACGCCCACGCCUGGGCCGACAAGCUCGUCUGGGAGCUGCACCUCUACAAGAUGAGCGAGGACCUGGACACGGGCACCUGCGCCGCCAUCGAGGCCGGCCUCUACCGUAACGGCUUCAACGCCCUCGGCAUUGACCCUCCCGCCUCCUGCGGCGGCAAUGGCACGGGCACGGGCAACUCCACCACCACCGCCGCCGCCGCCGCCGCCGACUGCCCGCCUGCGAGCCGGCUGACGCCCGUCAUCUUCUCCGAGUUCGGCAACGGCCAGGACGACACCCUGCGCAACGACACGCUGCAGGCCUGCCUGCGCGACUACACCGUCAAGCACGGCGUCAGCUGGAUGGUCUGGAGCCUCGCGGGCAGCUACCGCGUGCGCUCCGGCGCCCAGGGCGUCCCGGACACCUGGGGCCUGACCAACUACGACUGGAGCGGCUGGAACCACCCGCCGACGAUCGAGGACGUCUGGAAGCCCUGGGUCAAGGCCAUGAACCCGACGAGGAAGGCUUAG
Messenger RNA from Colletotrichum higginsianum IMI 349063, 1461 nucleotides. RefSeq names its product Beta-1,6-galactanase. The record is from RefSeq and is a predicted model, not a curated record. Gene Ontology annotation, molecular function: hydrolase activity, hydrolyzing O-glycosyl compounds. The coding region runs from base 1 to 1461 and encodes 486 amino acids. The transcript has 3 exons. NCBI's taxonomy places the organism in Eukaryota, Fungi, Ascomycota, Sordariomycetes, Glomerellales, Glomerellaceae.